AUGUUGGAGUAUUAUAAUAUAUUUAAAUUAAAUACAAGUUUAGAAGGCUUAACUGAACAUUCCAGAGAUUACAUACGACGACAGGCUCUUCAAGGGCUUUCAAAACGUGAAUUAGCGAUCAUACGAUGGAUGGAGUUGUUGAACGGUAAACCAGAGCCUCAUCCCGAUAUUGAUGAUUAUUUUGUAGAUAAAACAAAGAGUCGAGAGGCAAUCGUAGCUGAAAUAACCAAUUUAAGAAAUACCACUCCUGAAUCUCCUCAUGUGUUACUCGCUGGACCAUAUUAUAGUCCAACUGAGAAAAUUGAUUUUAGAAAGGAAGCUGUUCCAGAAGAUACAUUACCAAGACUUAAGAGUUUAUAUUUUGAUUUUUCAAAAGCACGGAGGGAUAACAAAAAAGUUUGUCUUUUACAUUUUCAUGGAGGAUGUUAUAUUUUAGGAUCUGCACUUGCGUGUCAUAUUCAUGAGUUGAUGUGUGCCAAGCAUGGAUAUAAUUUAUUGGGCGUUGAAUAUACCAUGUAUCCAUUUCGCCCUAUUGAAGAUGCUGUAGAGGAAGCUUUUGACGCUUUUAAAUGGUUAGUGAAUGAUAAGCACGUGGAGGAAAUUUACAUGAUAGGAGAGUCUGCUGGCGCUAAUUUGGCUCUCCUUUUGGCAGAAAAGAUUUCACAACUUGAUACGAAAGACGAAACAAAUGUGACCUAUCGUACAGCUUUGAAAGGAGCCAUAUUGUUGUGCCCAUGGAUGAACUUAUCAAUGAGAGAAACAGAAGGAAUUAACGAUAUUGAUCACCAAGAUAGAUCUUUAACAAACACUAUGAUAAGAAUGUGGAAGAACAAUGGAGUACCAUGUGGGUUCAAUCAACGGGAAAGAGCCAAAGCUCUAUCACCUUGUUUUUGGUCGCUUGAAAAGAUACAAGCUUUGAAAGAGGUGCUCCCUAAAGGAAUCUUCAUUUCAUACAGCGAGAGAGAACGGUUUGCCGAUGAAAUUGAAUUGUUUAUUGACAAACUGAAAAAUUGUGACUUGUCUUUUACGACGCAAGUAGAAAAGAUUCCUUUUCAUGCUUUCCACAUGAUGCGUGACUUGCUACCAGAUCAUUACAAGAGAGCAGAGAAUGGCAUGGUCAAUCUCAUCGAACACUAA
Messenger RNA from Naegleria lovaniensis, 1137 nucleotides. RefSeq lists its product as uncharacterized. The coding region runs from base 1 to 1137 and encodes 378 amino acids. Gene Ontology annotation, molecular function: hydrolase activity. The transcript has a single exon. Lineage: Eukaryota; Heterolobosea; Eutetramitea; Acrasida; Naegleriidae. The record is from RefSeq and is a predicted model, not a curated record.